Volvox carteri f. nagariensis is the source of this 436-nucleotide messenger RNA. RefSeq lists its product as uncharacterized. The record is from RefSeq and is a predicted model, not a curated record. Lineage: Eukaryota; Viridiplantae; Chlorophyta; Chlorophyceae; Chlamydomonadales; Volvocaceae. The transcript is spliced from 3 exons. The annotation marks the transcript as partial.
AUGGAGGGCUUCAUGUAUGCAACUGGCUUCUAUGACAUCGUGACAAAGAAGGAAGCCGAGAGAUUUGCGUUGACCUACGAGGAGCGUGUGGAGCUACUGCGAAAGCUACGUGAGACAGGGCUCAUCGAAGACGCCACGCAGCAGAACGCGUCGAUCCUGGGACCCAACGCGAGCGAGGGCGAGUACAGAGUUUUGGCGCAGCAGGCUGAGAGCGUGUGGAAGAUGAUGGACGAGCUGGCAGAGAACGACCCAAACGCGUACCAGGAGUUUGUGCGGGAUGCGGCCAAGGCCGCGCAGGAGGAAGUCGAAAAGUCACGUGACCCCCACGUAGAAGGCCUGGCGCCGGCGCUGGUGCUGGAAGCCCAGGCGCAGGAGCCGACCAUACGGAAAGGGACAGGGGACAGGGCAGCGGAUGUGACGCGCGUGGUGGCGGGCG